GCCGCCGGCGCCGCCCGGAAGAUGGCUGUGGCGCUGCGGUACGUGUGGCUUCUCCUUCUGUGCAGUCCCUGCUUGCUCAUCCAGAUCCCCGAGGAAUUGAUGGAGCCACCCGUCAUCACAGAGCAGUCACCCCGGCGCCUGGUUGUCUUCCCCACCGAUGACAUCAGCCUCAAGUGUGAGGCCAGUGGCAAACCCGAAGUACAAUUUCGCUGGACACGGGAUGGUAUUCACUUCAAACCUGAGGAGGAGCUAGGCGUGACUGUGCACCAGGCGGCCCACUCAGGCUCCUUCACCUUCACGGGCAACAACAACUUCGCUCAGAGAUUCCAGGGCACCUACCGCUGCUUUGCCAGCAACAAGCUGGGCACUGCCAUGUCCCACGAGAUCCAGCUCGUGGCUGAGGGUGCCCCCAAGUGGUCAAAGGAGACGGUGAAGCCGGUGGAGGUAGAGGAAGGGGAGCCGGUGGUAUUGCCCUGCCACCCGCCCCUCAGUGCUGAGCCUCCUCGCAUCUACUGGAUGAACAGCAAGAUUCUGCACAUCAAGCAGGACGAGCGGGUGACAAUGGGUCAGGACGGGAACCUGUACUUUGCUAAUGUGCUCACUACGGACAACCACUCGGAUUACAUCUGCCAUGCCCAUUUCCUGGGCGCCCGCACCAUCAUUCAGAAGGAACCCAUUGACCUCCGGGUCAAGGCCACCAACAGCAUGAUUGACAGGAAGCCACGCCUGCUCUUCCCUACCAACUCCAGCAGCCACCUGGUGGCCUUGCAGGGACAGCCCCUGGUCCUGGAGUGCAUUGCUGAGGGCUUCCCUACGCCCACCAUCAAGUGGCUUCGCCCAAGUGGCCCCAUGCCAGCUGACCGCGUGACUUACCAGAACCACAACAAGACGCUGCAGCUGGUGAAUGUGGGCGAGGAGGAUGACGGCGAGUACCGCUGCCUGGCUGAGAACCCGCUGGGCACUGCCCGGCAUGCCUACUAUGUCACUGUGGAGGCUGCCCCAUACUGGCUGCACAAGCCCCAGAGCCAAUUGUACGGGCCGGGAGAGACUGCACGCCUCGACUGCCAGGUCCAAGGCAGGCCCCAACCCGAGGUCACCUGGAGAAUCAACGGGAUCCCUUUGACGGAGCUGAGCGAGGACCAGAAGUACAGGACCCAGCAAGGAGACGCCCUGAUCCUGAGCAAUGUGCAGCCCAGUGACACCAUGGUGACCCAGUGUGAGGCCCGCAAUCGGCAUGGACUCCUGCUGGCCAAUGCCUACAUCUAUGUUGUCCAGCUGCCCACCAAAAUCUUGACUCCAGACAACCAGACGUACCUGGCCGUCGAGGGCAGCACAGCCUACCUUCUGUGCAAGGCCUUUGGGGCCCCCGUGCCCAGCAUCCAGUGGCUCGACGAGGAGGGGGCAACAGUACUUCAGGAUGAGCGCUUCUUCCCCUACGCCAAUGGGACCCUGGGCAUCCGGGACCUCCAGGCCAAUGACACCGCACGCUAUUUCUGCCAGGCCACCAAUGACCAAAACAAUGUGACCAUUGUGGCUAACCUGCAGGUCAAAGAUGCCACUCGGAUCACGCAGGGGCCCCAGAGUGCAAUUGAGAAGAAGGGUUCGAGGGUGACGUUCACAUGCCAGGCUUCCUUUGACCCCUCCUUGAAGCAUAGCAUCACCUGGCGCAGGGAUGGCCGUGACCUCCAGGAGCUUGGAGACAGUGACAAGUAUUUCAUCGAGGACAGCCGCCUGAUCAUCCAGAGCCUGGACUACAGCGACCAGGGCAACUACAGCUGCGUGGCCAGCACCAAGCUAGACGUGGUGGAGAGCAGGGCCCAGCUCCUGGUGGUGGGGAGCCCUGGGCCAGUGCCCCAGCUGGAACUGUCCGAUCGCCACCUGUUGAAGCAGUGCCAGGUGCGUCUAUCCUGGAGCCCCGCCGAGGACCACAACGCUCCCAUUGAGAGUAAGUGGCCGCAGCGUGGCCUCUCCUGCCUUCUGGGCACACAAGGGGAGGGGGCAGUGGGGAAGGUGGAGGCCUGGUCCCCUCCCUCCCCAUGCCUACCCCUCUGCCACACGCCCCAUGCAAUUACUCCAUUGCUGCUUCACCGCUUGGCAGAGUAUGACAUUGAAUUUGAAGACAAGAAAAUGGAGCCGGAGAAAUGGUACAGCCUGGGCAAGGUGCCAGGGAACCAGACUUCUACCACCCUUAAGCUGUCACCCUACAUCCACUACACCUUUAGGGUCACUGCCAUCAACAAGUAUGGCCCUGGGGAGCCCAGCCCGGCCUCCGAGACUGUGCUAACACCUGAGGCAGCCCCAGAGAAGAACCCCGUGGAUGUGAGGGGGGAAGGGAAUGAGACCAACAACAUGGUCAUCACGUGGAAGCCACUCAAGUGGAUGGACUGGAAUGCCCCCCAGGUUCAGUACCGGGUACAGUGGCGCCCUCAAGGGGUGCGGGGGGCAGCCUGGCAGGAGCAGAUUUUGAGCAAGCCGUUCCUGGUGGUGACCAACACGUCCACCUUCGUGCCCUACGAGAUCAGAGUCCAGGCUGUCAACAGCCAGGGCAAGGGCCCUGAGCCCCACGUUACCAUUGGCUACUCUGGGGAGGACUUCCCCCAGGCCAGCCCCCAGCUAGAUGGUGUCAAGAUCCUCAACUCGAGUGCUGUGCUGGUCAAGUGGUGGCCUGUGGACCCAGCCCAGGUCAAAGGCCACCUCCGGGGAUACAACGUGACGUACUGGUGGGAGGGCAGCCAGAGGAAGCACAGCAAGAGGCAUGUGCACAGAGGCCACGUGGUGGUGCCUGCCAACACCACCAGUGCCAUCCUCAGUGGCCUGCGGCCCUACAGCUCCUACCACCUGGAGGUGCAGGCCUUCAACGGACGGGGUGCAGGGCCCGCCAGCGAGAUCACCUUCAGCACACCAGAGGGAGUGCCUGGCCACCCUGAGGCGCUGCAUCUGGAGUGCCAGUCAGACACCAGCCUGCUGCUGCACUGGCAGCCCCCGCUCAGCCACAACGGCGUGCUCACCGGCUACGUGCUCUCCUACCACCCCUUGGAUGAGGGCAGCAAGGAGCAGCUGUCGUUUGACCUUCGGAACCCGGAGCUUCGGAUGCACAACCUUACCAACCUCGACCCCCACCUUCGGUACCGCUUCCAGCUGCAGGCCACCACGAAGAAGGGCCCGGGUGAGGCCAUCGUGCGGGAAGGAGGCACCAUGGCCUUGUCCGAGAGCCCGGAUUUUGGCAACAUCUCAGCCACAGCAGGCGAGAACUACAGCAUCGUCUCCUGGGUCCCUAGGGAGGGCCAGUGCAACUUUCGGUUCCACAUUCUGUUCAAGGCCCUUGGUGAGAAGGUGAGUGCCUACCUCCCGUCACCACAGUACGUCAACUACAACCAGAGCUCCUACACACAGUGGGACCUACAGCCAGACACUGACUACGAGAUUCACCUGCUCAAGGAGAAAAAAGUCCUGCACCAGAUGGCGGUGAAGACCAAUGGCACUGGACGGGUGAGGCUGCCUCCAGCGGGCUUUGCCACUGAGGGCUGGUUCAUCGGCUGUGUCAGCGCCGUUAUCCUCCUGCUGCUGAUUCUGCUCAUCCUCUGCUUCAUCAAGCGCAGCAAGGGUGGCAAGUACUCAGUAAAGGACAAGGAGGAUACCCAGGUGGACUCAGAGGCCCGGCCGAUGAAAGAUGAGACUUUUGGCGAGUACAGCGACAACGAGGAGAAGGCCUUUGGCAGCAGCCAGCCAUCCCUCAAUGGGGACAUCAAGCCCCUGGGCAGUGACGACAGCCUGGCUGAUUAUGGGGGCAGUGUGGACGUCCAGUUCAAUGAGGACGGCUCCUUUAUCGGCCAGUACAGCGGCAAGAAGGAGAAGGAGGCAGCAGGUGGCAAUGACAGCUCUGGGGCCACCUCCCCCAUCAACCCUGCAGUGACCCUGGAGUAGCAGGGAUGAGCCCUGACCUUGGGAUUAGGGGGCUCCUGCCCCUUCCUGCUGCACCCCGGGCCCUGCCCUCUGGCCCUGGGCUGGCGGGGCUGGAAUCUGGGGGCAGAGGAGAGGUGCUCACUGCCUCCAACUCCCUCCUCAGCCCCGUUCCCCAGUUUAUUGCCAAAACCCAGC
Messenger RNA from Loxodonta africana (African savanna elephant), 4098 nucleotides. It is a transcript of the gene L1CAM, whose product is annotated as L1 cell adhesion molecule. Gene Ontology annotation, biological process: axon guidance; cell-cell adhesion; brain development. The transcript has 25 exons. Gene Ontology annotation, molecular function: cell-cell adhesion mediator activity. Bases 22 to 3924 code for a protein of 1300 amino acids. Gene Ontology annotation, cellular component: axon; plasma membrane. The record is from RefSeq and is a predicted model, not a curated record. Lineage: Eukaryota; Metazoa; Chordata; Mammalia; Proboscidea; Elephantidae.